Molecule: messenger RNA, 765 nt
Organism: Trichoderma asperellum CBS 433.97
Lineage: Eukaryota; Fungi; Ascomycota; Sordariomycetes; Hypocreales; Hypocreaceae
Source: RefSeq, a predicted model, not a curated record
AUGGCGCUCCUCAAUCCCCUCUACGCCUGCGUCGUGCCCUUCCUCCUCAUCGCCACCAUCCCUCUCGCCAUCUUCGCCGGCAUCACCACCACCUUCGCCUUCUCCAUCCUCAUCUUCCGCGUCUUUGUCGUCUACCUCGACAUCGCCCUCUCCCUGGUGUCGCAGUCUCUCGCCCACCUCACCGAGAGCAGCGGCUUCAUCACCAGCAACAGCAGCAAGAACCAUGCCCGGCCCCCACGGGCCUCGUCGUCGUCGUCGUCCAUCAACAGCCGCGCCAACAGCGUCAGCCCGUCAGCCUCGUCCACGCUCCUCAAGCGGCAUCGCCGCCGCAGGCCCAGCACGUCCGUCUACUCGGCCGGCACCACCACGCCGGGCAGCGACAUUGGCCUCGGCCUCAUCCCCAGCGUUGGCGUCGAGAGAGACUUUGAGGGCGUUGGCGGGUGGCGCCUCGGCGAUGACGAUGACGACGACGCCGCCUGGACCACCAUCAAUUCUCGCUCCGAGCUGCACGACCGGUCGCACGACAGGAAUCACCGGCGCACCUUGUCCGGCGGCCCGACCAGCACUUCGGCCGAGAGCGGCUUUCUCAUGAUGAAGGACCGCACUCGGAGCCCCGAGAAGAUGCUCCUGACGACGCCAUCUCCAAACAGCUCCAGGGUCCGAGCGCCGUCGGCAGCUCCGCGUCUUGGGUCGGGCGCGAACCAGAGCGAUGGAUAUUUUUCUCUAAUGACAUACUCCAAAGCUGUUAAAAGGAAUCUCGCUUAA